Pseudogymnoascus destructans is the source of this 1113-nucleotide messenger RNA. RefSeq lists its product as uncharacterized. Bases 418 to 1113 code for a protein of 231 amino acids. The record is from RefSeq and is a predicted model, not a curated record. The transcript has 2 exons. Gene Ontology annotation, biological process: 'de novo' IMP biosynthetic process. Gene Ontology annotation, cellular component: cytoplasm. NCBI's taxonomy places the organism in Eukaryota, Fungi, Ascomycota, Leotiomycetes, Thelebolales, Thelebolaceae. Gene Ontology annotation, molecular function: phosphoribosylglycinamide formyltransferase activity.
AAUCAAUUCAUUAUUCUAUAUACUGUAGUCUACUGUCGAGUUUUCCUACCCGUUGCGCAAAAGCCCGAAGGUCCGGUCACCAAACACACCGCACGAUUUGCGCGCGGUCGCAAUAUCUCGGUCCUUCCUACAACACAGACCACGCUAGAAGCGGGGCAGUUUGGGUCACGUGUGGUGGGGUAGAAUUAUUUGCCUGAUGGUUGUCGAUUGGGGAUGAAGUGCUACGCUCUAUCCGUUUGUCUCACAUAGCCAGCUCAUCUGUUCUCAUUCGAGCUGAUUCGUGUAAAUACAUUUGAGCGGGUCGAAUAUCCUGUGGAACUCAUUCGCGCCUGGUGCUGCAGCAAUCCAAUCUAAAUAUCUUCUACACCGGCACCAGCUCUCAAAACAUACCUUAAACUUCCCCAACACCUCCUCACGAUGUCCUCCUCCUCUCACCCCCCAACGAAGCUGACAGUCCUCAUCUCCGGCUCCGGCACCAACCUCCAAGCCCUGAUCGACGCCACGACUAGCUCCCCACCAACUCUCCCAAACACAGUCAUCACGCACGUAAUCUCCAACAAAAAGAACGCCUAUGGACUCGACCGCGCCCGCUCUGCCGGCAUAAAGACAUCCUACCACAACCUCGUCGCCGGCCACUACCUCAAGAGCGGCGAAAAGGACCCCGAGGCUAUCAAGGCCGGUCGCGAGAAGUAUGACGCCGAUCUCGCAGCGCUGAUCCUGGGCGACGGGCCGGACCUGAUCGUUUGCGCGGGCUGGAUGCACAUUCUAUCACCCCCCUUCCUAGCGCCCCUCGAAAAGGAGCAUGUCCCGGUCAUAAACCUGCACCCCGCGCUCCCCGGCGCCUACGACGGCGCUAACGCGAUUAAACGCGCCUACGAGGAUUUCGUGGCUGGGAAGUCGAAGGGGCCGACGGGGGUGAUGGUGCACUAUGUUGUUGCGGAGGUGGAUCGCGGGCAGCCGGUAUUGGUGCGGGAGGUUGAGUUCCAAGAGGGCGAGACGCUGGAGGGGCUGGAGGGACGGAUUCAUGAGGUUGAGCAUGGGAUUAUUGUGGAGGGGACGAGGAAGGCUAGUGAGGAGUUGUGGGAGGGGAGGGAGAAGGAGGGAGGGAAAUAG